GUUUCAUACUUGUCAAACAGGAAAAAACACUUGUCUACACAUACACACAACAUCAAAAUGGCCAUCACUACUGCUAUCAACGACCUUCUCAGCUCCAUCUACGAGCUCCUCGCAUCCGUCUUCGGAACCGUCUACGCAGUCAUCCACUCCGUCAUCGUAGCACUCCUAGGCUUUGUCCGUGGCCUCUUCAACCUCAUCGGCGACGUCGCCUCAGGUCUGGUAGACGUCGCAGGCGGCGUGGGCAAGUUUGUUGCCGGCAAUGCUGCUCUUCUUGCUGUUGGCGCCAUCGCGGCGUUUGCCUAUGUGAGAUACACGGCGCAGGGACAGCGUAUCGCGAACAAGAAGACCCAGUAA
Molecule: messenger RNA, 354 nt
Organism: Fusarium keratoplasticum
Lineage: Eukaryota; Fungi; Ascomycota; Sordariomycetes; Hypocreales; Nectriaceae
Exons: 2
Coding region: 58-354 (98 amino acids)
Source: RefSeq, a predicted model, not a curated record